Molecule: messenger RNA, 2534 nt
Organism: Vespula pensylvanica (western yellowjacket)
Lineage: Eukaryota; Metazoa; Arthropoda; Insecta; Hymenoptera; Vespidae
Exons: 6
Coding region: 834-2486 (550 amino acids)
Biological process (GO): nucleocytoplasmic transport; activation of GTPase activity
Cellular component (GO): cytosol; nucleus; perinuclear region of cytoplasm
Molecular function (GO): small GTPase binding; GTPase activator activity
Source: RefSeq, a predicted model, not a curated record
AUGCAAUUAUUUGUAAUUAACGAAACGAGAUGGCGCAGUAUGCCGACUACGUCAUAAAGCGUUAUGGCUACUUUACAAAGCACGUAACUUUUCGAUUUAUAAUACGAAAAUAUCGAAACCUCAAAAAUCAUUCGAACUUCGCUUAAAUGCGAUAGAAUAGUUUUUUAUACGUUUGUCUAAGAUACUAUUUUAGAAUUCUACUAUCCGUUUGUCCGCCGAAGUACUGUUAGCAAUGCAAAGUGUUAAUACUUGAAUGUUUAAUUAGAAAUGGAUCGAAAGGAUCGAGAAACUUCGAUAAUUUCGUUAGGAGGUUUACUUUCGAGAUUAUUUCGAUCUUCGUCGUAUCGAUCUCUCGAAAAGAAAAUACUAUCGUUUCGUGCCAAACUAAGUAAAUUUGAAUAAAUUCGAUGAAAUUAUAACUCAUUUAACUUCGAUGAUUUGGUUAUUUCUAAAUUAAGUGUCAAGAUGAACGAUAUACAGCCACAUAAGGAAACUUCGAUCAAGGAACUUUACGAUCUGGAAUAUGAUUACGAAACGUGGGACUACGAAGAGGAUAUUGAGAUACGCAAGGAAUACGAAGAGGAAUCUGAGUCGAUCGAAGAAUCCGAUAUUUCGGAGGAUAUCUUAGGCGAUCUCGAACGAGAUAAACUGAUCGAGGAAGAUGAGAAGAUGAAGAAAAAGAAAAAGAAGAAGCAUUUAUUAGUCGGUGUAACUUAAAUUUGGUAACUUUAAUUAAAUUGGUCGCGAAUAAUGCUAUAGAAUCGUUCUAUGUUCGAACCUAAUUAUUUAAUUUGCGAUUAUACGUAAUUAGAAAAUUUGAGAAUGCAUUUCAGAUGGUUCGAAAAAAAGAGGAGGUUUCUGUGGAAACUUUGAUUACUCCAGAAGAAAUAGACGACACUUUGAAAAGUUUACGCAGCGAAUCUUCGAUUCAUCUUUGCUUGAGAGAGAUCGAUAUCAGUGACUCGCAAUUGAAGUUAUUGAAUCUGCACACUAUUUUUCCUGUUCCAAGCGAUCCUGGUACGGGACCGGCAUUUUGGUUGCUUACUACCGAAGAAAUCUUUGAGGAAGACGGCGUAUAUAAAUUUGACGAGCACGUAAAGAGCAAAGGUCUAAAAGUGGUACAUAUGAUCACCGAUAUGUUGCAAUCGGAUUGCAUCGAUUUGCAAUAUUAUGGGAUCGAUCCACGUAUCGUCGAAAUAAUGUAUUAUGCCCUAAGAAAUAAUGGUUCCGUUCAAAUGAUAGAUUUUACGGACAAUAGAUUAACUAAGAAAGCUUGUCAUUAUUUGGGUAAAUUGAUACAGAAAAGUAUCAUGAUAAUCAGUUUGAUUUUGUCCAAGUGUCGAAUUGGUCCUGAGGGUAUGAAAGAACUUUGCGAUGGGAUAUCGGCUACAUCGACCUUGGUCACUCUCGAUCUUAAUUCUUGCAACAUCCAGGAUAAAGGAUUAGAAGCAUUGGCAUUCGCGGUAGAACAUAAUGGAAGUUUGGAAGAGCUCUCCUUAGCGGAUAAUAAUUUAAACAAAACAUGUACCGAACAUCUCUGCUACCUCAUAACGAAUUCUAAAUUGAUCAAGUGGUUGGAUUUAUCAUGGAACUCGUUGUACGAUGAGCAUACUUGGAAAGCUUUGACCAGUGUAUUAGCGAGAAACCGUACUUUGGUUAGUUUAAAUUUAUCGUGGAACGGGAUCGGUACGGAAUGCGUUAAAUAUUUAACGAUUAUUUUGAGAGUUUCACGCCUAGAAAUUUUGGAUCUAAGUAAUAACAUGCUUACGAAACCUGAUGCCGAAAGCAUGUCGACAUCUCUAUCAAGAAAUAGCAUAUUAGAAGAAUUAUAUCUAGGAAAUAAUCCUUUAGAAGCGGAAGGUGCUUUUAUGCUGAUUUCGUCGGUUAAUCCGAAAAAUUCGCCAGAAAGCAGUCUUCGUCUUUUAAAUUUAGAAAAUGUCUGGGCAGACAAGACUGUUCUACCGGAAUUAGAUACAAUAGAAAAUGAAAGGCCAUGGUUGCAAAUCGUAUUAGGUGGUAUUUAUAGUAAUUACACGCUAGUAGGACCGAACGUUAUGAAAAUUUUUUUAAGAAGAGCUACCUAUGAAGCAAUGGCACAAAAGAAACAUAAACAUAGAAAAAACUUUGGACAUUUUGUAUUAUCUUUAAACGAUAAUCCGAUAAGUCGAGAACGAUUUAGAAAAUUAAUCAAAGACUUCAAAUUGAAAUUAUCUAAAUCACUUAUUAAAGAAAUUAUAUCGGCUUUCCCUGGACCAAAAAAAACUGUCGAUCAAGGACUUCUAAAAGCUGUUUACUUAAAAGAAUUUCCAGAUACUAAACCGCCGCCAGUCAAACCAUCAAAACUUCGUGCGGAAAAGAAAGAAGAGGUCGAAAUAGAACCUGAAAUGCCGGAAGUAAGAAAAGAAUAUAAAGAAAAGUAUCCUGAACCAAAAGACAUGAGAGAAGUUGAAGAAUACAUGAUUGAUUUCUAUGAAGACUAUUACUAAAACUAUCAACGAUUACAUGCAUCUUAACUAUUAAAUACAAAAACAUAU